Molecule: messenger RNA, 1908 nt
Organism: Metarhizium acridum CQMa 102
Lineage: Eukaryota; Fungi; Ascomycota; Sordariomycetes; Hypocreales; Clavicipitaceae
Cellular component (GO): cytoplasm
Molecular function (GO): calcium ion binding; protein-arginine deiminase activity
Source: RefSeq, a predicted model, not a curated record
AUGUACUGCCUCGGCAAAGCGGCAGUCAUGGCCCUUGGCCUUGUGGCCUCCAGCCGUGCCCUGGAAGCCGUCAUUCUAGCAGACACAAAUAGAGACGGAAAGCUCGAUAUCAAGUCAGAUGCUGAAGGAAAACGAACCUGGACCGAGGACCGCGGAGCUCUAUUCAUGGCUAAUAUUGCGGAUACAGACCGUCGAUGUUCCGAGACAAUCAAGGAUGACACUCCGUUCCCGGAGCUCGAUAAGUGCAAUGACGCUUCCGAUAAUAUUCUCAGAAACUCCAAGUUCUUGGCUCCUCUCCAGACACUCCCAAACUCUGGUCUGACCGACGCAGCUCAAGGUCUGGUUACCGUUUCUGGUGAAUUCGCGAAUGAAAAAGUUCGAAUCUUCCACAAGAUCGGCAAUGACUGGGCCUAUGUUGAAGAUAGCCGAGUAUUCAAGGCCGCUGAGCUGCGGGCCGGUUUGGAGCUCGGCAUGGACGCCCGGGAUGUGCGUCGACCCAACGAAUGGGAUGGCAGGGUCAAAGUUUACUUCAACCUGACGGAUAACGGCGAGUCUGCUGCCGACUACGUGGAACUCCGUGUUGCCCCCGUCUUGAUACACCACCAUCUGCAAGAGCUGACAGAGGUCUACGUUGCUUCCCUCGACAGAGAGUCCGUCGGCACGAAACAGUUCUCCGAUUUUGUGGAGAAAUACACGGCCGAAGCUGGCAUCAAGGCGCCCGUGGUCAAGUUCAAGUCGGUGGCCGAUCGUUGGGCGCAGGACAUCUUUGAGACUGGGUAUACCAGUAUUCCCGGGCCCGACGGUCCUGUCGUUCUUCGUAUCAUGGUCAGAAGCAGCCAAGUAGCGGGUGAUUGGAACCGCCAGAAGAGCGGUCGAAAGGUCUUCUCCCAGCUGAGAUCCGCAGAAGUUGGAGCCGUCCAACAUCUCCCCCCUAUUAAAAAGGACCGUCCAUGGGGCAUCGACUCGCUGGGCAACCUGGAGACUGUCCCUCCUCACAGCCACAACGGCAAAAACUACCCGAAUGGACGAGCUGUCAUGGGCAGCCAGAACAAGCAGAAGCCGCACUUGGUUGCGUUUCUCGAGGCCCAGGAAGCCCAACCCCCUAUUGAGCUGGACACCUCGUUUCUCAAAGUUGGUCACGUCGACGAAUUCAUGCAGUUCUUGCCUGCUAACAACGCUCGCGGCUGGGUCAUGGUUGUGGAUGACCCCAAGGCUGCCUUGGAUAUGUUCAGGAAGGCUCAGCAAGACGGCUUCGGCAAGACCCCAGCCAUGUCCCGUCCUCACAUGUCUUAUGAUACCGAGUUCUUGACUGGCGAUUACAUGUACAGCUGCCUGCCCAGCGAUUCCAUCGACGACCUGCUUCGCAUUUGGAACUUUGAGCCAAAGAAUAUGCAUGCCGCCGAGCAAAUCCAGCUCAACAUCGAUAUAAUGAAGAGGGAAACUGGCAUCACAGAUGAGGACAUUGUCCGCAUUCCUGCACUCUAUUUCAGGUACGACGGAGGAUGGAACUGCCGCAGGAAGAAGUACUGGAGUCCCAGCAGCAAGAGGAGUGAGCUCGACGGCGAGCCUGAGGUGGUGCCGCCGUUUGAGCCUGAGGUGAUGCCGGCGUUUGGAUCCGAAGAGGUGGAUUCCCAGCUGGGUCGCCGUGCUGUCGACAAUCAGCUGGUUGCUUUCCAUCCUGCCGUCAUCAACGGCGUCGUGUACAACAACGGCAAGUAUCUCGCUCCCAACCCAUGGGGGCCCGUCAUCAAUGGAUCCGAUAUCCUCGCGGCUGCUUCUAAUGAGCAGUAUGGCAAGCUUGGUUUCGAGGUCACGUAUAUGGAUGAUUGGUUCGACCACCACAAACACGCGGGCGAGACGCACUGCGGCACCAAUGUUGCUCGUGACGCCUCCAAAAAGUGGUGGUAG